CAUGGUGAAGUUGUGUAAAAUCUGCAUUGGUGUCACAAUAAUAAAAUUAUUGCCCAGGCAACGGAAGAUUUAACAGCACAAAUCAGAGAUUUUAUUUCGCAACCCAGAGUUUAAAGGUUUGGCUGUGGAAAAUACUGUCGCAGAAUCUCCUUUUGCGUACAGAAUUCUAGCACAGCACGUGAUGUGAGGAUGCCAAUCUCCCUUCCAGAGGUACAGAGAGAUCCAGCCUUUGUGCUGUUAUUUCACACACUGGGGCCGAGCUCGGGUUAGCUGUGAGUAGAGGAGAAAAUUGGAAAAUAGAGGGGAAGAGUGGAGAGGAAAGAAGAGCGGAACAGAGGAAAGGCAAAGGAGAGAGGAGAUGCUUACUGCAGUAGAGAGAAUAAAGCAGGGUUUGUUUAGCCCGAGAGAGGUCCGUUACGCUGUGCUCUGUCCUGGUCUCGUCUCUGCUCGUCUCCUGAGGAUCAGUGAUCAGUGGGAGCUACAGGAAAAAGGAACAACCGAAGCCCUGCUUGGCUGCUGUUUAAUUAUUGAAGCUCCUGGAUGUAACUGUAGAAUGGUGUGAUUGUGGAGAGACUGUGCUGUGUGGAGGGGAAGGUGUCUGGAGUGGUGGAGGAGACCUCCCCUUCCUCCACUUCCUCCUUCGAGUUGGUUGACAUGGAGCCAGCCCCGCCCCUGUACCAGCCCGUGCAACCCCAUUGGUUCUACUGUCGCCGUGUCGACUCCAAGGAUGUGUGGCUCCCUUUCAGCAGAGAGGACUCGGAGAGACUGGAACAGGCCUUGUCUACCGCAGGAGAGGAGGAGGUGGUGGUGGCAGUAGAAGGGGAGAGGUAUGACGUGCGUGUUCGGGAGCGGCAGAGGUAUGCGGUGUACUGGGAGCAGGGCCCGUCAGAGGUGCGACGCUGUACCUGGUUCUAUAAAGGAGAUAAAGAUACCAGAUACAUGCCCUACCCAGAGGAGUUCAGCACCAACCUGGAGGAGGCCUAUAUGAUAGCAGUGACUCUAGAUGAGUGGAAGAGGAAGCUGGAUUUUCCUUCAGGAGAGACAGUCAUCCUGCACAACCCUAAACUGAUCAUGCAGUACCAGCCAAUCACGUUGCAGGACGAGUGGGUCUCCUCUCCCUCGGAGCAGACUCGCCCACGUACUGUCAAGAGGGGUGUCGACAACAUCACAGCAGAGAUACCUGACGGUGAACCAGAGACAAUAGAUCACCUGGUAUUCAUGGUUCACGGCAUCGGCCCCGCCUGUGACAUCCGCUUCAGAUCUAUCAUACAGUGUGUGAAUGACUUCAGGAGUGCGUCCCUAUCCCUACUGGGGAGCCAUUACAGGAGAGGCCAGGAGGAGGGCAGGGUGGGCAGAGUGGAGUUCCUACCUGUCAACUGGCACAGCGCACUACACGGAGACGCCACUGGAGUAGACGAGGACAUUCAGAGGAUCACUCUCCCCAGUAUCAGUCGUCUGAGACAUUUCACCAAUGACACUCUGCUCGACCUGUUCUUCUACAACAGUCCUACCUACUGCCAGACCAUAGUGGACACUGUGGCCUCCGAGGUUAACAAGCUCCACUCACUGUUCAAACACAGACACCCAGAAUUCACUGGAGCAGUGUCUGUGGUUGGACACAGCCUGGGCUCGCUGAUCCUGUUUGAUCUGCUGACCAAUCAGAAGACAGGAUCAGGAGAGGCAGACAGAGAUGAGGGUCGUAACCGUGACCCCUGCCCUCUGACCUGUGAUGCGUUGGAGCAGGCUCUAUGCAGAAUGGGCCUUCAGGAGCACCUGGCUACACUACAGAGCGUGGACCUAGACCUUGACUCACUGGCUAUGUGUGACGAAACUGACCUGACAGAGCUCGGAAUCCCUCUGGGACCGAGGAAGAAGAUCCUCAGCUUCAUACGGAAGAGACACUUCCUACAGGAGGGUCGGCAGGGAACGGUGCUUUUGGCCCCCGGGCUGCAGGCCCUUCCAGACCCCUCCGAAGAUUCCCCCUCUCCCACGGUUAGCUUUGGCAACCAGUCUUCAGAGGCGUCAGCACGCCGACAGCAGUUUCUCAGAGCCCAGUCCAUAACCAGCGCUGUUGACUAUGAAUACUUCGACGUGGGCAUUGGACAGACCAACGGGGGCAUAGCCAAGGGACAGGUGUCCAUUAACUACCCCCAGCUGGCAUUCCAUCCUCAGACCUUCUUUGCGUUCGGUUCUCCCAUCGGAAUGUUCCUGACCGUCCGUGGACUCAAACGCAUCGACCCAAACUACACCUUUCCCACCUGCAAGAACUUCUAUAACAUAUACCACCCUUUUGACCCUGUGGCCUAUCGGAUCGAGCCCAUGAUUGUGUCUGAGUCAGACCUAGAGCCCAUGCUGAUCCCACAUCACAAGGGCCGCAAGAGGAUGCACCUGGAGUUGAAAGAGAGUCUGACGCGGAUGAGUACUGAUCUGAAGAAUAACGUUCUCGGCUCGUUUCGUACUGCCUGGCAGUCUCUGGUCCGAAUGCCUGUCGCUGCACUGCCCCCUGUGGAGGAUGGAGAAACUACAGCAGAGAGAUCCCUGCAGGAGACAGAGACCCCUGCAGCAGCCUGCGCUGCUGUGAGGGAAAAGAGUAAGGCUGAUUUGUGGACUAAAAUUCUGGAGUGGCCCAAAGCCCUUCACUUACAUUACUUCCAAGGUGUGCAUGAAGAGGUGGAGUCUCCAGGGUCGGCGGAGGACAAGGGGCGUCAGGUGAAGGUGGGGAUGCUGAAUGGAGGGCGGAGGAUAGACUAUGUACUGCAGGAGGCGCCCAUUGAGAGUUUCAACGAAUAUCUGUUUGCCAUCCAGUCCCACCUCUGCUACUGGGAGUCUGAGGACACUGCUCUGCUGCUGCUAAAGGAGAUCUACGACAAACUGGGUGUGGCCUUUGAGCAACCACAGCAAUAACAAAGGCUUAAUAAACACAGAGACCGGUAUAAGGCUUCAUAACAACACAUGAAUUCCGUGGAGAUGCACCAAUGAGGCCCUUUGCUUUAUUAGGAGCUGAAAGGAGUAAGGCAAGUAAGUCAGUAAAAACACAGAGAUAUAAAUAUUGAAUAACCACAGAGUUUUAAAGGCUUUAUAAACACACAGAGAGGGCUAUAAAGUCUUUAUACAUACACAGAGCGUUAUCUAUAAGUUACUAAAAUGUAAUGAAAGCAACAUGAAAAAGGACAUGCAGCCACUGCUCUCUCCCAGAAUUCCUUGUGUCUGAGCCUCACAAAACCGUUGAGUCACCUCCUCGGACAGAUGGCGUCUGCCUCUGAGUGUGUGUGUGUCAAGGGUGUGACAGAGAAGUGCUCCGUGAAGAACCAAACCUGUCCCAGCUGACAUGAAGAGGACUGGAGAACCCAUUGGAGAUGAGCUCUCUAGUGCAUUUCUAUCUCUGAAAUUUCUCAUCCUGUGACCACAUGGGCAGCAACAUUGAAUACUAUCCAAGUGAGCCCUCUACCCAACUCUAUGGGAGAACCAUAGUGAAGACUGGUUUUCGAUUUUCUUAAAACCACACUGAAGGAUCUGGGUUUGAGCCGCUGGAUCCUCCUGUUGAAGGGGCAGACUGCAUUUAACAUGUGUGUUUCUAAAGAAUCAGAUCCUGUUUGAUCAUGUCUGGAUCAUAACUUUUAUAUAUGUCAUUUUCAGGUCAUUUCUUUUUACUUGGCCUUAGACUUGACAUGUCCUAUAAUACAUUUACAACGACAGAUCAUGCAGGAUGAUAAUUCCUCUUCUGUGUGUUUAGUGCAUGUCUCCAGAAGGUUGUAUACCAGUACGUAUCAGUACGUACUUGACUACCAAAAAGGUAGCACUUUACUUAGGUGCUGCUUAAGGCUUAGAAAAGCAUUUUAUAAAGGGCAUUACAACUCUUUACGUCAUGCAUAUGAAGGCUGCAUAUGAAGGCUGCAUGUCACUCUU
Messenger RNA from Oncorhynchus tshawytscha (Chinook salmon), 3906 nucleotides. RefSeq names its product phospholipase DDHD2. The coding region runs from base 655 to 2904 and encodes 749 amino acids. Gene Ontology annotation, cellular component: COPII-coated ER to Golgi transport vesicle. The transcript is spliced from 19 exons. NCBI's taxonomy places the organism in Eukaryota, Metazoa, Chordata, Actinopteri, Salmoniformes, Salmonidae. Gene Ontology annotation, molecular function: metal ion binding; protein binding; triacylglycerol lipase activity. The record is from RefSeq and is a predicted model, not a curated record.